Limulus polyphemus (Atlantic horseshoe crab) is the source of this 1254-nucleotide messenger RNA. Its product is annotated as locomotion-related protein Hikaru genki-like. The annotation marks the transcript as partial. NCBI's taxonomy places the organism in Eukaryota, Metazoa, Arthropoda, Merostomata, Xiphosura, Limulidae. The record is from RefSeq and is a predicted model, not a curated record. The transcript is spliced from 6 exons.
AAAGAACGAGCCCCACCAACCAUAAUCUACAACGUUGUAAACGGUUAUUCCGAUGUUACUGAAAAUGGAGACGUGGUAAUUUUGCCAGGAAGUGUUGUCCACUUGAAUUGUCUGUUUCAGCGAGAACGUGGCAAUCCUGAGUGGACGUGGUCAUCCACAUCAAGACAGUAUCCCUGCGGGUGGUCCCUAUCGGCUGAUGAAAGAAGCUGGAAAUACCGACUUUCAAUCUAUUAUACUAAGGAGGAAGAUACUGGUGUCUACAGUUGCACCACACCUAGAGGAAAACGAAACGAAAUUCGCGUUUUAGUGAAAGAUGUGGAGUGUCCAACUAUUCAGUCUGUAGAUCACAACCGUGUGAUGGCAGUGGAGGGAAACAAGAUGCAUAGUAAAGCGCACUUUGCGUGUAUGGAAGGCUUCAAGCUGAUUGGUAUCAAGGAUAUCACAUGCACAGCUUCAGGUAGAUGGUCAGCUGAUCCUCCUAGAUGUGAAAUCAUCCAGUGUCCACGCCUUACACCUGACAACCCUCAUAUGACACUUAGCACCCAUAAACGGACAUAUGGUAGUAGAGUCAGCUUCUCCUGCCCAGCCAGCUACAAACUUGUGGGAGCGUCUUUUCUUGAGUGUCUGAGAAAUGAGUCUUGGUCGGAUGAUCCACCAGUGUGUAAAGCUAUAGUUUGUGCACCUCCAAUACCACCCCUUAACGGUGGAGUCUUACACACAGGGCACUACCUAACGAGAGAUACGAUAACCUACAUUUGUCGCCACGGUUUUAUCCUCAUAGGUGAACCACUGAGUGUUUGUAAUGACAAAGGCGAGUGGUCUGAGCCACCACCAGUAUGUAAGCCAGCAUGUGAUUUCCCGGGUGAACCAGCGAAUGGACACAUCAUGCCAACAAAAUUCCAUUACAGAGUCAAAGAGAUUAUUACAGUGUCAUGCAACAAAGGUUAUCGUCGAUUGGGAUUUGAGCAGUUGCAUUGCACUUCCUCAGGACACUGGUCAAGUCCCUUGCCUCAUUGUCAUCCUCACAACAGAUGAACUAGGUGGUUUUUUUACCCUACUGGCUAUUUGAGGAAUUAAAACAAAUACUUUCGAAGGAUCGAACAAGUUGCAGUCAAAUGAAGUUGUGAUAAAACUUCAAACAUGAUAAAUGUUUCAAUUAUUGCUGACCUUGUAAAAAAACAAAAAAAAAUAACAUUUCGCUGACCAGACACUUAAUCAGAUAUUAAUAUAAAAUAUUAUAACGAAGAGUUAAGA